This is a messenger RNA of Ornithodoros turicata, 4836 nucleotides long. RefSeq lists its product as uncharacterized. Bases 180 to 731 code for a protein of 183 amino acids. The transcript is spliced from 3 exons. The record is from RefSeq and is a predicted model, not a curated record. Lineage: Eukaryota; Metazoa; Arthropoda; Arachnida; Ixodida; Argasidae.
CCGACCUUCGCGGCAUUGUGUCGUCGUCGUGAUCUGGUCCUCGCCGACCCCUCUCGUUUCCCUCCUCAUUUUGCGUCUCCCUUUCCAUGUCCUUUCUCAAAGACCACUAUGCCGUUCCCCCGACAUCACAGAGUCAUUCACGCUAAACCACGAUAGCUGCCACUUUUACUCCGGCGACGAUGCUCUUCAAGGUAGCACUGGUGUCAGUGUUGUCAGCGCUGGUCGCUGCCAUUCCGCGGAAAAACCCUUACGCCAGCUUCCUGAGCAGCGCCUUCGUGUUUGACCGGACAAAGAGCGUCGCAGAAAUACCGAGUCCGCAGAUUCCCGGUGGGGAAUUCAUGGGUCGUCCCCUCGACUACGGAGGAAGCCUCGACUUUGGAAAGCCUCUUUCUGACUCAGUGGGAAAACUGAAGGUUCUGACAUACGACCAGAGGUUCAAUAACUACGAUGAAGACACAUUCCAAGGCGCAGCACGCUACGGUAAACCUGUGGUGAAGCCUCACGCCGCCGUCCACGACACCAAGGCGAAGAAGAACAAGUUGUACGGUCCAAUCAAAAAGUGGAUCCCAGCAGUAAAGAAGGCUCAAGCGCUACAGAACGACAUCGUUGGAUCACUGGAGGAUAAAGACUUUGAAGAAAGCGCUCAGAAUGACUACAGCCAAUCGUACGCGAGGUACGAACUGCCUCAGUUUGAGUUCGCUAACCCUGUGGGAUAUCCUGUUUUCUUUUAAGAAAGAGAACCGCUACUCACCGAUGGAGCAAAACGAUUCUCUUGAUCCAUUCACAGAAUCUCCGUAGGCAUCAACUCCGUUGAUAAUGCACUGCAAGUGACUACUUUCAAAAUUGAACGUCCAGUGUAUUGCCCAGAUACAUAUCAAUGUAUUGUCGUAUGUUACCCGGUAAUCGGUGAAAAUUACUUUUGUUAGACACUAUCGGUAGGGUAUACCACUAUAAAAACACUAUUUAUUUAUUUGUGCAUUGGUUUGCAAAACUAAUAUUCAUUUGGCAGCAGCUUCACUUUCAUGUACAGCGUGCGAUGCACUUGUAUAUAAUCUCUAUGGCUCGUGACGGAACGUUCCCCUAUUGGCAGUGUCGUGCGCGAAAGAGCUAUACCAAAAUCGUUUCCGAGGGGAGACCGAGCAGCGUCGAACACCACACAGCGCCAGCAAUGGGGAGAGAUAUUUAGGAACAUGCCCGUACUGGCUCAACCUGUGCUGCCUCCCCUCCCUCGGAUUUUGGUGCAGCUCCUCCGCGCGCGGCACCGCCGAUAGGGGGAUCGUUCCGCCACAAGCUGGAGAUUACAGACAAGUGUGUAGCAAGCAGUACCAUCAGUCAUGUCAUCGUCGAGGUGCGUACGGGCUGUAGGUCCUUAUCAGAACACGGGGGCGUAUACGACAUAUUACGUCUAAAAGCUAGACAGGGGACGCUCAGGAAAAAGCAGGCUUUAUGUCUGUGCGAUCGACGCAGAUUGUUGUUGAUGGUACCAAGUCAGUUGAGGGUAAUUGGCGCUUUUCCCAAUUUUGCGCACUGAGUCUUGUUUCUUCUGUAUUUUUUGAUAAUUCUCUGUAUCCCAGCUGUUUUCUUCUGUUUGCUUGAAAGCAUUAGGGAAUAGCAAGCCCACACCGUGGCUAACCUUUCCCUUCUCUUUUUUCUUACUUUGCAUUAAACAUAUUCCCCCCCCGCACUGAGUCAACCGCGUGGUGGCAUCAGGGAGGUGUACGCCAUAGUUACCUCACACCGAUAACAAAAACUGCAAGUUGCUGCCAACGUCCCGUUGUUAUUUCAUAUUAUCAACAACAAUCAUUUGUUCUAUCUCGGCUGCAGGGGCGUUAGAGUGUCUGAUUGGUAUAGAUGUCAGCACAGUUCUUUAUGAAGCACGUCGAAACUGCACAAACCGCACUCCUACCCUAGACAACUGAGCCGCAUACGUAUAUUGGUGGGCUUUCGCGUCAGUAGAAGGCCGGAAUGGCAAUGAAAAGAAUAAUGUCUUAGACCGUGUAGGAUGGAGAGAUAUUUAUGGUUUCGGCGUGCCAGGACACGCUUCUUUGGUACUUUCAUCAGACCUAGCAGACCUGGUAUCUGGUACUUUUACUGCUUGAAAAGUGCAUACCCGUGCAAGGGAUUCCAGCGUCCAGCCAAUACGUAUUUCAUCACAACCGUUGAUGUAUUAUUCCAUAUCGUAGAUACUGCGUUAAAAAAAAGAAGAAAAAAGAGAGAACAUUUUAUGUCGGUCUCGCCAACCGAACCUUGAAAAACAGGAAACGGAGACAUACUCUCAUUGUAUCAAAAUGGAAGCAGUAUCUCCUAAAAUCACAACCAAUGAUUCGCAAAUUUUCUCACGUUAUACAGGGUGUUGUUUUUAUUGUUAUAGAUUUUUAAAUAAGAAAGCUAUGAGAGGCAGUAAAGACGCUGCGUUCUUGUAGUUGAGCUACACGACCAGGCGGACAUCCUCACGAAGAGAGUAUGCAGCGAAUAGGAGACUGAUUACCUAGAAUUCAUUAAUUAACACUUUAAUUAUGGGCUUUCGGGCAAAAAUGAGACAGCGUAAUGGGAGACAAUCCUCGUUGAAAGCAAUUCUGUAUUUUUAAAAAAUCCUGAAACGAACAAGUGUAUUAAAAUAUCCAUCGCCAAAUUUUGCUACGCAAACGAGCCGAAACCAAAACCGCGCGCUUUAGGAGCCCAUGACCUUCGCCGUCGGCGGUUCGCGAGGUGGUAGAUCUGUCAAGCAGAUGAGCGCCUGCUCCAAUCGACCUCUUUCAAACUCGCGUCGUAUCCUAGCGGCUGUCAAGCGAAACACGUUCGGCGCGCGCAAAAGCACAGCCGGCACCAUCUUGGCGCCAUCUAUGGAAUAUAUAGGGAACCCUCUUCGGCGCCGUCAGGGUCGCAGAGCAUGCGCAGAAGCGUCUCCAAAGCACGUGGCCCUGUGACAUGGAAUGAGCGCUGUCCACCCUGCGUUCCUGAUGCACGCGGUUUCGGUUUGGGCUCAUUGGUACAGCAAAAUGAACCUUUUUCCCAGCUGCUUAUGCGCAUGCGCUGCGGCGCUUAUGACCUUGGCUGCUGCGGACAACGCUAUAUCCGUGUCCCAUAGAUGGCGCUGGAUGGGGACGACAGGAGUGGGGACCACCGGGGACACCGCACGAACUCGUCUGCCUCACUCCAAGAGCGGUUUUGGCCUUUUAGGCUGCCCACGUGGGUUUGUUUUGGCGCGCGCCGAGGGUGGUUCGCUGGAGAGCCGGUAGGAUACGACACGAAUUUGAAAAAUGUCCAUUCGAUGAUAUAUUUCAACGCACGUGCUCGUUUCAGGCUUUUUAAAUAAAUUAGAGUGGUUUUCGACUAGGGUUGUUUGUAGGAUUGUAGCGCGAGAGUACCUAAUUAAAAAGCUAAGUAAUGAACUUUAGGUGAUUAUACAGGGUGUUUGCUCUAACGUGUCCAGAAAUUUUAUUUAAAGCGAGCGAUAAAAGAGAAACGAGCGCUAGUUUUCAGCUACUUGACUAAGAAACAGGUGCUUCUAGUGAAGCAGUACCUGUCUCUUACUCAAGUAGCAGAAAAGUACCACUUGCUUUUCUUUUAUCGCUCGCUUUAAAUAUAAUUUCUGGACACGUUAGAGCAAUCACCCUGUAUAGCAGUUACAUACUCUUUUUGAGAGAGUGUCCGCAGAACCCACCUGCAAAAACGGUAUCUAUGCUUUAUAGAAAAAUCUAUAAGGAAUAAUAAUUUAAAAAAAAAGCAUCCUGUACAAGACAAACCAGAUGCCAAAGGUAAUAUUAGUGAAUAUCCCUUUCGUUUCUCUCAGUACAUGCCCGCAUUUAUGAUACAUACAUUCCCCUUCCUAUGAAAUGCUUUCGACGCAGUUUACCGCAGAAAGUGUCUUGGGGGUAUCUAUACUGAGAAACUAUGUGAUUCACUCAACGCUCCAUACUUAUAGCCCACGUGGUACUACGUAGUACUACCCCACGCAGUAGCACUUAGAUAGUACUGUUCCUAGCCCUCCACCCAUAGAGGCAUUGCGAUUUUUGUUUUUGUUUUGAUUUCCCAUUUUUGUGUGUUGAUUAUUUGUUCUUCGUUAUAUUUUGAGCGCUUCUUGGUUUGUAUGCAUGCACAGAAUCUCUAUAGCAAUGGCAAAUUGAGUAUCCCUAUAGUAUUAUUUGCGCUAGAAAAAUAUUAGUAAUCCGAUCUGUUAAUUAUGACUCCGAUGCGAGAACGUGCGAUCGUGCGAUUGCAAAAUACCAUUUCUUUAUUUUCAUUUCAAUUCUAUCCAAUCCACAGUUGUGGGUUUUGAAGGUAACUACAUCGGGUCUUGCGUGAAAAAAAGAUUUGCUAUGGAACUGUGUAUUUUUUCUCCAUUUCUUUUGUUGUGUUUCAUAUCUGUUUGUGUUCAUUUUCCGCUGUCACCUUCUAUUAUAUUUGGUGUGAAAUCGACUUUAAAGGGUGCCGUGAUGAGUUAUUGUUCCCAACACUGCAGACAUUAUGAAGUGAACGAACACGUUUGAAAGUAUUAUACGCAAAUGGAAAUGACCUACACAUAUUAAAGUCAAGAAGAGCAGAGGACGUUUUCUCUCGUAAUACUUCGCCACAAAAUGUUGUAACUGUAUUUCGUUAAUGGUAUCUUCUAACUUUCUCUUGCGCAGCGAGCGGAAAGAUCAUUGCUGCAUCUAACGCGUGGUUGCCUUUUGUACAUUUUUUUUUGUUCACUCCGCGCAAAGUAUUUGUCUAGUGUGACAGUUUCUGUUUGUUUAUACGCAACUAUGUAUUCAUUGUUGUUUUGUUUGAAAUGGCAAGCUGACUGUCUGCCAUGAAAAGAACAAAAUUAUAAAAAAAAACUGUAAUAAAGAGACA